GCGAGAUCAAGGAAUCGUCGAACAGCUCAAACCCUAGCCCUGUCUCGUCUCUCCUCUCUCCGUUGCCAUCGAACCACCGUCACCGUAAUCACGUCGGCGAUCGCCAUAACUGCUGCAUAUUCACUAUUUCCAUUCUGAUCGUCGUCUCGACGGAUGAAUCUUGCUGGCACAGCUCCCUCUAUUGAGCAUGAUAGACUGAUAUAUUCCUUCCUUUAAGAUUCUGACUGUUAAUCCGUUAAAUCGCAUCCAACACAGGCUUCUUUUCACAAAUCUGAAUCUGAAUCUCCUAAUAUCUUGAUGGAUCUUUGGUUCGAUGAUCUCGUAGAUCUGGCUGGAUCCUCGUUCGAUGAUUUAAUCGUUUGUGGAUCAAGUGAGCACGACGGCGAAGCAUACGCACUCGAUCUGCAUCGGCCGUAGUAGCAGGGAAUCGUAGAUAGAGUUGGCUAUGCCAUGCAAUAGGUCUGAAAGGUUGAGGAUUCACCGUAGUAAAUUGGACUCUUUGGUGGAUGCAUCUAAAGUUCAGGGUUUCCAUGCUGAAGGAAUCGUAGCUGAAGACUUUUAGCUAGAAAUGCGUCAAGUACAGGUUAAUCUUGAAGCGAAUGUAGAGAGAAAUCAUGCAAGACUGGUGUUGGUGAAACUUCCAAAUGUACUGAAAAAACUAUACAUUUGAAAGAUGAUCAUUACAAACUCCUCCAGGUAUGUCUUUUCACAUUUCAAUUUAUAUACUUGCAGACCUUUGUGAACCUGUAUGUAAUUAUCCAUGGAGUAGAAAACUAGAGUAAUAUUUAACUCUGUUCUGGAAAUGUAAAGUAACAAAUAGAUAGUAUUUUGGUUUAUAAUUCUAAAUGCUUCAUCCCUUGAUGAUCUUGUUUUAAAGGGUGAUUAAUUGUCCAAAG
This is a messenger RNA of Rubroshorea leprosula, 896 nucleotides long. NCBI's taxonomy places the organism in Eukaryota, Viridiplantae, Streptophyta, Magnoliopsida, Malvales, Dipterocarpaceae. The record is from the annotation of a GenBank genome assembly.